AUGAAUGGUUCAGGGCCAUAUGACUGGCUAUUAAAGGUAAUUGCAAGAAAGAAAGAGCGUUCUACUCACUUUGGGUGGACAGAUAUUGUGAGGGCACUGCGUGGUAUAAAGCAAUAUGCCUUAGCCGAAAGAAUCUGUCGCGAAUUCAAGGUUGCCUACACCCAACCUCACUCAGACAGGCCAGCAGACAUUGUCGUAUUGCGGUUGGAGCAGAGUAGUGAGUGCAAACUCAAAGGAAAAUUUUCACAUCUUAUUAAUUUUGCUAUUGGAAUUUUUGAAAAAAGAGGAGAGCGUUAUUUCAAAGACUUCAAAACAUACAUUAUCACAUUCUUCUCACUUGAUUCAAAUAUUUUGGUAGCUAAUAGUUAUCGACAAGUUUUCGACCAAGUAGGUAGUGAGAAUAAGUGGGAUUAUUUACCUUUGUUGGAAAUUUUAGAGCACUUCAUAGGACAAGAAACAGAGGAUAGGCGCACUGACUAUCAGCAUGCAGUUACAGCCUAUCAUGCAACGGAAAAGCUUACUGAGACAAUGUCAAGAAGUAACCAAACAAGAAUGCAUCAUGAAACUGCAGAAGUUGAUGUGACUGCGCACGAGAUUCAAAUGAAGUUGCACCCACACAAGGUCUCUGAGAGAUCUCUGUCAUAUAUUCGCGCAGUGUGGGACUCAAUGUCCCAUUUCCUUUCGAUUCCCUCUGUCAAGACUGUUAUCGAUCGCAUGCACAUGCCACCACUCGACACUGAAGCUGACUAUCUGUGUGCAAAGCUGCCUUCCGAAACGAGUGAGUCACUAAUGGAACAGGGUGAGCAGUCCUGGAAAAAUUUCAUGAAGACAAACAACAUUAUGAAGAUUUCAUUAUGUGAUGGACGUGUUUACUCACUGUAACAAGAGACUCAUUACUUAUGACCAUUUCUGAGUUUGUAAAGUGGCAAACAUUUUUUA
Messenger RNA from Geodia barretti, 939 nucleotides. Lineage: Eukaryota; Metazoa; Porifera; Demospongiae; Tetractinellida; Geodiidae. The record is from the annotation of a GenBank genome assembly.